Messenger RNA from Wyeomyia smithii (pitcher-plant mosquito), 1585 nucleotides. Its product is annotated as cysteine-rich venom protein 6-like. The record is from RefSeq and is a predicted model, not a curated record. Bases 195 to 581 code for a protein of 128 amino acids. Lineage: Eukaryota; Metazoa; Arthropoda; Insecta; Diptera; Culicidae. The transcript has 2 exons.
GGCACCGAAAGCAUUUUACACUUGCAUUCUACGUUUGCACUUUACAUACGUGCUUUUCGUUCGAUUAUGCGAUUUCAGGAAGAAAAGUUCUUCCUCAAAAUUACUGCUAUAUAUACUAAAACAAAAAUCUAACCAUCAUCAAUUACAAUUAGCUAACUGUACAGUAAACAGUCUAAACCAAAACUCACUCAAAAAUGAAACUAGCCCUAGUUGCAGUUCUGGCCGCCCUGUGCGCUACCAUGACCAACGGAGUGCCCUACUAUGGUUCCUACUGUAACGGAAUAAACGAGGUCUUUUCCAACUGCGGCUGUCCGUCUACCUGCGACAACUGGCGGCUUGGUCCGCAGUGGUGUGGCCGUUCGUGCCAGCGAGGAUGCUUCUGCCGGUCCGGAUUCGUACGUAACUCGCAUGGACUGUGCAUCGAGCCGGCCCAGUGCAGCAGGACAUCGGUCGAAAUUCAGGAAUCAGUUGCCUCCCGCCCGGCGGUCGGCUAUUCCUUCGGAUAUGCUCCAGGCCUGUACGGGUUGGGACUUGGGUAUGGCUACGGAUAUGACAAUCUCCUGCCAGCGGUAGUUUACUAAAAUAGCAUAGGUUUAGCGUAAAAAAAAACUGGUCAGUUCUAAGGGCAUUGGUUAAAUAAACGAAUAGAGCAUUGUUAUACUUAAAAGUAGGCUGUUGAUUGGUUUGAGGGGUUGCGGUUGAAUAAGAGAAGUUUUUUUUUUUCAUUUGGUACAAACGAUUGAUCACGUUUGGAUAAAAGUUCAAACUGUUGCUUGAAUGGUUAGAAUAUUUCUUAACAGUGUAUCGAAACAAGCAACUGUAAUCAUACAUGAUAAAAUUGCCUCAAAUGUGUAUUGCAAAUUGAUCGAACAAACAGUACAAACUUAUUCGAACGUUGUUCGUACAGAUCAAUUGCUGAAUCCUUUUUGAAAUCGGUUGUCAUUUUAAUUUUAAAUCAUAUGUUUUAGGUUUCGAGACACUAAAGAUAAUUUCAGAAUUGUAGAUACAUCAAUUCAUUUGUCCAAUACUAUCUUGAUGUACAAGUAGCCAAAGUCGCAUUUUAAAGGGAUACGUUUGAAGAUCUACAAUGUUCGAAUUGUCAGAAAAAAAAACAUAUAUUUCGAAUAUUUUAGUUAUUAGUAAACGUUUGUACUUUCUGAGUGAUUUGUGUAAUACUGCAUUCUAACACAAUUUUUGUACUAUUGUUAUAAUUUCUAUUCAAACUUGGUUGCGACUCUGCGACAUUAAUUCAUGCAAAUCCUGGUAACUUGAAUUGUACUCGAAAAAAGACAAUAUGAAUAGUUAAAAAUGAAUAUGAAAAUAUUAAUAGUUAAAAUGAUAUAUAUUCUAAUAUACUGCCAACAGGAGAAAAACAAAUAUUUCACCGCCACCGUAAAAGAAGUAACAAAUAAAUUGAACGGGACAAAAAAAACUAGUGAGAUAGUAAUCUACUGAAUCAGCUAAAAUAAUAUUAGGCUCUGUUUCUAUUAUCAACAACUUGAAUAAUAUUUUGCAAGUCAGGUGUUUUCUAUUACCAUAUAGUUUCAAAAAUUUUGCGAAAUCGUUUAUCGACCCAUGAACGAAU